AAGAGGUUCAAAAUUCAAACCUAUAAUAGUAAUAAUAAUCUUCUGAUCCUCAUCGGAGUAACGAACCAGACGCUCAUGGCGUCACCGAAUUCCUCCGUGAAAUCAUCAUCUUCCACCAGCAGCAUUGAAGACGACGACACCUUCUGCUCCACUCCAUGCCUCAGAGACGCCAACUGCAACUGCAAAAUCUGCCAAGCUAGUUUCAACGCAACCCUAGAUUUACUCCCGUUAAGCGCCCAAAGACCUUCCAAACCCUCUCCACCCGAAACCCCUCUUUUCUUCGAUCCUUCCACCGUCUCCACUCCGACCUCUCAUCUCGAGGUGUCUCCGCCUGUUAAGUCACCGGUGGUCAGGACUGAUUUGAAGCUGAAGCUCAACAGGAAGAAGAAGACUGGAUUUGGAUACGGUUUGAUGACGGUUAAAUGUGUUUUGGUGGUUUUGUGUUUGAAUUUGGUUGGGAACUUACUCAACUUAGGGUUUGAGUUUGUUAGUUAUAGAGUUAUGAGAACCGAAUUGUCUCCGGAGAUAGUGAGAAAGUUAGGUGAGAAGUCGUUAGGGCUUGGAGAUGUGAAAGAACAAUUAGGGUUUUUGCAUAGUGAGCUGCAGAAUGUUCUUGGAGCUACAGAUGCUAGGUUUGAAAUUCCUAAUUGGGAAAUAGUCGAGGAUGGUUUGAUCUUGAGGUCUCGUUGUAGACUCUACAAAUCUGGAAUGGAAGAAGUGAGUGUUUGGGGAUGGCCUCUGCAGACUUCUGGGUUGGUUUCAACUGAUUUUGGUUCAAGAUCAUUCACUGUCUUAUCCGGAAGAGUUACAGAGUGGUUGAAUGGAGGGUCGAAUGGUUUGAUUCGAACAGCAAAUACUUCAUGGGAACAAGGAAAGUGGAGUGCUUCUGUAUGGCGUUUGGAUGAAAAUACUUGGAUUCUCGAGUAUAAAAGAAGCUUCGUGUUUGAGGAUACAAGGCCGUUUUCAUCAGCAAUGGAGUUUUUGAGAUUCAAGAUGAUGAGAUCAUUACAAUGGAUGAAGCGAUUGUGGCAAUUUCCAAAUGCUAAUCAUUUAGCUCCCACAUGAAAAGAUUCAAGUCUGGUUGUGUUGACUUCUGGUAUAUUCUUCAUUACCUGUUAGAAGUUUAUGAUGUCUUGUUAUAACCAACUAAUGUUCUUAGUAUGACAUGUUCAAUGUUUUUUUUUUU
Helianthus annuus (common sunflower) is the source of this 1186-nucleotide messenger RNA. RefSeq lists its product as uncharacterized. The transcript has 3 exons. Gene Ontology annotation, cellular component: endoplasmic reticulum. The record is from RefSeq and is a predicted model, not a curated record. Lineage: Eukaryota; Viridiplantae; Streptophyta; Magnoliopsida; Asterales; Asteraceae. The coding region runs from base 76 to 1065 and encodes 329 amino acids.